AAAAAAUCUAAAUUUUCGCCGUAUUUUCCAUUUUCGUUUAAAGCUAGGGAAAUUUCAAUUUAAAUACAUCUUUCUUAAGUUGCUUAAAUUACUAGAUACAAAUUAAAGGAGAAUUCUCAAUACACGGUAUAUUCGACUAAACAAACUGUGUCACUAUAGAAUAAAGUCUAGAAUAGAAACAACAAAUUUGUUCAAAUUUCUUUCCUUAGUUUACUUUAAUCUAUGCCAACACACUCGAAUUUUUAUCCUCGGCAUCCCCGAUUCUAAUGUCAGUUACAUCGUAAUGUUUGAUAAUUGUUGAAAUGAACUUUUGGACUAUUUGUAAUCGCUUAUUAAUGUUUUAACACUCAUGAAAUAACAGUAAAGAGUUUUAAUUGCAUGUGCAUUGUUUAAAUGCGUUUUAUUUAUUGAGUGAAGUAAUACUUGCUUCUUUUAUACGAUCAGUGAAGAUUAUUUCGUAAAAUGGCUGAUUCCAGUGACUUGGAUCGGCAAAUAGAACAACUGAAAAAAUGCGAAAUCAUCAAAGAAGCAGAAGUCAAAGCUCUUUGUGCCAAAGCACGUGAAAUUCUGAUUGAAGAAAGUAAUGUGCAAAGAGUUGAUUCUCCAGUUACUGUAUGUGGAGAUAUUCAUGGGCAAUUUUAUGAUUUAAAGGAACUAUUUAAAGUUGGUGGUGAUGUACCAGAAACAAAUUAUCUGUUUAUGGGAGACUUUGUUGACAGAGGGUUUUAUAGUGUUGAAACAUUCCUUCUUCUUUUGGCAUUAAAGGUCCGUUAUCCUGAUAGGAUUACAUUAAUAAGAGGAAAUCAUGAGUCUCGACAAAUUACACAAGUUUAUGGUUUCUAUGAUGAAUGUUUACGCAAAUAUGGUAGCAUUACAGUUUGGCGAUAUUGUACCGAAAUAUUUGAUUAUUUAUCUCUUUCUGCUAUCAUUGAUGGAAAAAUCUUCUGUGUACAUGGUGGAUUAUCUCCAAGUAUUCAAACACUUGAUCAAAUAAGAACAAUAGAUAGAAAGCAAGAAGUACCUCAUGAUGGUCCCAUGUGUGAUUUACUUUGGUCAGAUCCAGAAGAUACUCAAGGUUGGGGAGUUUCACCACGUGGUGCUGGUUACCUAUUUGGAAGUGAUGUUGUAGCACAGUUUAAUUCUGCAAAUGACAUUGAAAUGAUUUGUAGAGCACAUCAGUUAGUUAUGGAAGGUUAUAAAUGGCACUUUAAUGAGACUGUUUUGACCGUUUGGUCGGCACCUAAUUACUGCUAUAGGUAAAUGAAUAUUCAAAUAUCAAGUAAUUACUUUUUGAUUUUUUUAAAACUAAAUAUUAAUAAUAUUUUUCUUGUAGAUGUGGAAAUGUUGCUGCAAUAUUAGAAUUAAAUGAACACCUUCAACGAGAAUUUACAAUAUUUGAAGCAGCACCACAGGAAAGUCGAGGAAUACCUAGUAAAAAGCCCCAGGCUGAUUACUUUUUAUAAAAAAAAUUUAACUGAAAAAAUGACUGCAUAAACCAAAAUAUCUCCAAAUGUUUCUUUUUUUUUUAAAGAAAGAUAUCAUUUCAAAUGAUUGCAUGACAUAUAUUUACAAAAAAAGUAAGAAGAUUCACAUAGAAGAAAAGGAUCAUGUAGGCAAAGACAAUGUUGAUUAAUUUGUAAUUGAAUAUUAUCAAUGGACUGCUAUCGGUAUUGAAAAUAUCAAUUUGAUAUAAUAAAUAUUAUGAGUACAUGUGUUUUUCAAUAUUAUAUGUUUGUUAAUAAGAGAACAUGUAUGAUUCUACAGACCAUACUAAAUAGUUUUGUCUUUGAUGAUAGAAGUAUAUGUCUUUUAAAAAAAUGUGCAUUUUAUCAUUUCUCAAGCUUUAAAGAUACAUUCACGUGUUAAAUAAAACAUUUAUAAUACAUCUAAUUACUAUAAUGAGAUGAAAUUUCUUUUGCCGUUUGUGGGAAUUAAUUUCUGUAAUUAUUUCAUAAAAAAUGUUUUUAAUAUGUGUAAAAUAGAAUGAAACAAUAGAAUAUGUUAUUUCAUUUGUACAAAUAUUGUACAAAUACUUAAUUUGUAUAUGUUCUUAUUUAUAACUAAAUUCUAGUGAUUUAAGAUAAUUGUUCUUACUCCUUUUUUUUAAAAAAAUCGUAUUUUUACAUAUACUUUCCUAAAAUACUGAUUUACGAUUUAGCCAAAUAAUAAAAUAGAAAAUGUAAUUAAAAUUUAUAAAUAAUUAUUUGAUUUUACUUAAAACAUAUUUUUAUGUAACUACAUAUAUCUUCAGCUAUUUUGUUAAAGUAACUAAUUGUUUUGUAAGUUAAUUGUACAGUGAAUUUCGAAAAUAAUUUUAAUCAAUCUUCCAUUAUAAUAAUUAUUUCAAAGAUUAGUCAUUUUAUUUUUAUUAACUUUUAUUUUGUAUCAUUGCUAAUAAUAUAUUACUUUUUACUAAUAAUUUACAUAUUUUUAAGAAUAAUUAUAAUAUAAAUUUAAUAUAAUAUAAAUUUUCUGAUAUUCUGUGAGUGAUAAUUAUGAUAAUGAAUUAUGUACAUAUAACAAAAUAAUAUCAAACAACUAUUAAACAAUUACAGUAAUAUAUAUAUUAAAUAAAUAUCUUUAAUAAGUAUUAAUUAGUAUUAUUUAUAUAUUAGUAUUAAUACAAAUUUUGUAAGUAUAUGUACAUUUUCGUUCUAAAUUUCUUUUUAACAAUUAUUUUUAAAAAUAUAGAAGCUAAGAACGAUGAAAUAUCGUGA
Messenger RNA from Heterotrigona itama, 2717 nucleotides. NCBI's taxonomy places the organism in Eukaryota, Metazoa, Arthropoda, Insecta, Hymenoptera, Apidae. The record is from the annotation of a GenBank genome assembly.